Messenger RNA from Drosophila obscura, 716 nucleotides. Its product is annotated as greglin. Gene Ontology annotation, molecular function: protein binding. The record is from RefSeq and is a predicted model, not a curated record. NCBI's taxonomy places the organism in Eukaryota, Metazoa, Arthropoda, Insecta, Diptera, Drosophilidae. The transcript has 3 exons. Bases 233 to 523 code for a protein of 96 amino acids.
GUCCCAGUCGGCGGCUGGGUGUGGAGUGCUGGCGUUGGGGAGGCAACUGCGUAGCCUCUCAAUAGCCGAUUGAUUGACAAAAUCCAGAAAGGAAAGAAACUUGAACUGCCAUUAAGCUGUUUCUGGGGGCGUUGAUCUGUUGACAGCGAUAACUCAUCCCUCGGCGUCUGCCCUAUAAAAGCUCAUCUGACUGGCGGUGAUCAGCCAGAACAUCUGCCCCUACACUAUAGCAAUGAAGUCGUUUGUUCUGCUCCUUGCACUGCUUCUGGCCUGUACACUCAUUGAGGCCCAAUCGGAGGCGAACUGUCCCUCCAUCUGCCCGGCAGUCUUCAGUCCAGUGUGCGGAGAGACCCGCAAAAAUGGCCGAUUGGUGCGCUGCAAAUUCAGCAAUGGCUGCCAGAUGGGAGUCAGCGCUUGUGUCAAUUGUUUGAAGUGGAGCGAGACGAGCUUGAGCGAAUGCAAAGCAACCGCAGACAUCUGCAGAAGCUUGGGAGGAUUCCAAACACAAGCAGGCAGAAAAUAACUUUACAGACCACCAACUCUGACGUGGGUUUGCUCUGCAAAUAUUAUCGUAUUUUUGGCGGAAUAAAAGAUGAUUGUUUUGGUACCAAAAUAAAAUGAUGUUUGCAUAUUUUUUAUGUUUACUCGACGUAAUUAAAACUUUGGAGUUGAGGGCGUAGAGAAUGAAAGAAAAUAAAUUAAUUUCAAGAAUGUGA